CUGCCUUCAAUAAAAAACGGUAAGCCACAAGCCAUAGUUCAUGAACACGCUUCUAAUCGCCCCAGGCCGGUAAUGACCAGAUCGCUCAUCCACCAAGCAUGAGCGUCGCAAGGAUUACCAGCCGGCUACCAAUAGCUGUUCGCCCUAGACCAGUCCUGCAGCCGACAAUUGGUUGGACACAGCACGACUCAGGAACGAUAGCCCAUCAAUGGGUCCAACUUCUGCUUCAAAUGCGGACGCUAUCAUGCUCGACUCGCAACGUCUUCCACCACCGGAGUCGACGUCCUCUUGGUCAACGGCACUUGCACUCUCAUAACCCAGCAACACGAACCUCAGUAUCUAACGGCAGAGAAAAGGUCUCCAUCCAGGACCCUUGGCACGUCCCGGUACCGCCGCGAUCCCAAGCCUCAGAAAGCACGCAUCCAAAUGGUCAGCCAUCCAGGAGGACCAGUACCCGAACUUCUCGACAUGCCACCGCCAAGUCUACAGCCGCUACUACCUCAGCCGAACUCGAGAAGCCAGGCAUUAUCCCUAAUCCAUCAUCAAUGGACCCAAACACGGAUUAUUGGCGGAUAUACCAGGACCACCUCAACGACAAGAAAGUUGUUGGUGACGCGGAUCGCCUUCGGCUUUGUCAAUGGCUCAGCAGCAAGGACAUGACCAAGGACGUAGCAGCGAAACUCCACCUUCUCAUGAUGGAGUUGAAGAAGCGCUCUGUACCCUUCAACACCGACUAUUACAAUGACCUGAUCUACUGCCAUAUAAAGCGGAAAAAGUACCAGGAUGCUCAGGAUAUCAUGGACCUUUUGGCGAAGGAGCCGCGGAGGAUGGGUGUGCUCCAGAGGACACUUGCCCUUCGGGUAGCGAUGUACAUGAAGAGCGAGAACGAGGCUGCGCUUCAAGAGCUUGUCGGACUCCAAGAUAAUGGACUCGCGCAUUACAUGGACCAGUUUCUCAAGUGGACCAAGGGACUUCAGCUCUCGAGCGAACAGAUCAACCGUGUAAAGGCCAUUUUUUACAAUACCCAGAACAACACAUGUCCACCCAAUUCGAGACGGUUUACACAUCUUCUUGAGUCCCGAUUUAAGAUGAAGCGGCCCGAAGAGGCGUUGGCGCUGUUGAACCAUACGCUUGACAUCGGGUUUCCUGCGGAGGAGUUCACGAUCUCAUGUGUCGUUUCGGGAUUGGUGGAGGCUGGUCUUUGUAAAGAGGCCACACAGAUCUAUCUUCGGACCACGUAUCAGUCAGGAAUCGACCCAAGCCUAGUACUCCUCAACUCACUCCUCUCGGCACUCUGUAAGGAACCGAGGCAAUUUCUUGCGGCCAUGGAUUUAUGGAAUCAGAUGCUGCAGGAUCCAAAGAUCAGACCGGACUCGUAUAGCUUCGGGAGCAUGAUGAACGGCUACUUUGGGGCACAUAAUCCGGACUCGGCCAUGGACCUCUGGACAGUAAUGCAGGCGAAACCGCACUCAAUCAAACCGACCCCAGUACUCUAUAACACCGUGUUGUCCGGGCUGUUCUACAACCAUCAACCCGACAGAGCUAAGGUUGUCUACGGGGAGAUGACUGCCAGCAGGGAGAUUGAGGUGCCAUUGGAUACCUACAACAUCAUGAUCAAGGGGCUUCUUUCACUGCGAGACCUUGAGGCAUUGAGCAAAAUCAUGGAGAGGAUGGCUCAGUCAGGCAUACAACCGAACGAAACGACAUAUAAUAUUAUCACUGACACGAUCUUCUCGCAGCGCGAUCCAGAGGCGGCCCUCAAGGUCACGGAGGUCAUGUCAAGUCGUGGCGUGCCUAUGACAGGCGUCACGUAUUCAGCCAUGAUCGCAGGUUUCGUCAGGACUGGUGCGUUUGAGCAGGCUCAAAAGACAUAUGAGGAGAUGCAGCAGGCAGGACAUCGGCCCUCGAUCCACACGUAUGGAGCUAUGAUGCAGGGCGCAUUCAUGACCGGCAAUGUCCGUCUGGCGGAGGAAAUGGCCCAUCUUGCAAACACCGAGACCAAGGAGGGCAUGUCGCCAGGCGCCUAUUCUAUCAUGAUUUCUGGAUACUCUAAUCUCUUGAUGAUGGACCAGGCGGAGAAAUGGCUGUCGGACAUGCAGAGAACAUUCGCAGGGACCAAAGGGGGUCAGAUUCCAUGGAAGGUUUAUUAUACCCUGCUGAAGAACUGUCUAGAGAAUCAGCAAUGGACUUCAGCAGAGAGGGUGUUAGACAGCAUGAAAGCCUCUGGAUUCCACUCAACAGUGCCGAGACUGAACAAUCUGAUUCAGAGAGUUGAGCGAGGUAUUGCGAGUUGUCCAGAGUCCGACCAUCUCCAAGCUAGCAACUCUCGAUCUCAAUGAAGUCAUGGAAUAAGAGCAUUGUACAAAAG
Molecule: messenger RNA, 2368 nt
Organism: Gamsiella multidivaricata
Lineage: Eukaryota; Fungi; Mortierellomycota; Mortierellomycetes; Mortierellales; Mortierellaceae
Exons: 1
Coding region: 99-2339 (746 amino acids)
Molecular function (GO): protein binding
Source: RefSeq, a predicted model, not a curated record